Messenger RNA from Naegleria fowleri, 1224 nucleotides. RefSeq lists its product as uncharacterized. Lineage: Eukaryota; Heterolobosea; Eutetramitea; Acrasida; Naegleriidae. The coding region runs from base 1 to 1224 and encodes 407 amino acids. The transcript has a single exon. The record is from RefSeq and is a predicted model, not a curated record.
AUGAAUUCAAAAAGCAUCACUGAUGAUCAUCAGGAUCAACAUGAGGACAAAACGACGAACCAAUAUGAUUGUUUGAAAAAAAGAAAAAGAGGUUCCUCGGAAGAAUCCGAACCAUUUGAAGAAGAAUCCAUUGCCUCAUCACCAUUCUUGGACUGGAACCUAGAAGAACCAUCAUCAUCUCUUUCAGAUGAAAGUAUGUUCAUUCCCUCUUCGGAUCAUCAUCCUGCGAACUAUUACCAACAGCAACACAGCUACAACAACAAUAACAGCACUUUAUUUCAACUUCCUCUCUUUGAAUCCGAACAAGACAUGAUCCAGGCCUCACUUUUCCAAUCUUAUAAUCAUGAUGAUGAGGAAGAAAUCAGAUCAUGGAACAAUCACAACAAACGAAACAAACUCUCUCCUCAUUCACAUCUUGUAGACUUUAUUAGAGACCAUAUUAUGCAAUAUUUACUGUUUCAUCAUUUACAUCAGCCGAAAAGCUCACAACACUCAAGUCUCUUGUCGUCGCCCGAGAUAAAAACCACUCCUCCAGAGAGUUCUGACCAUCAUCCUACCAUCAAUGUUAGUAGUCUAAUUCCUGUUGGAUUGUUAUUCGACUAUAUUGCACAACAAGCUCAAAGACUCUAUUUUAACAUGUAUGAACAUAUUCGAGAGCUAGCUCAAAUACCAACAUUAAGAAGUGGCAAUGAUGGCACCAAGUACGACGAGUGGUGUAAUAAUUCCCUCAAAGCCAUGACCUCUCAAAAUACCAAUGAGUGUAUACUACCCACUCACAUUCAACAGACCAAGCAAGAAUUAUCUCUGGCAUGUAAUGAAUUUGAAAAACUUGUCAUUGAACAGUUUCAUUUUCUCAUGGAUCAAGUCCAAUUAAUCAAAGGAGGUCUUGUCAAUUCAUCCAAUUCUCAUCAUGCAGUCAUUCCCAUGAUGAAGAAGUAUGAAAGUAUUUUACCAAUCAAUUUUGGAUCGAUUAAGCUUGUUAGUGGUGUCGCUUCGUCUGGGAUUGUAGGUGAUGAAUCGUCAACUUCAAUAGUAGAUGAUUCAUCACUCAUUAAAUCAGAGAAUUCUCCUAUUGGGAUAAUGUCUUCAUCUUCAACAACAAUCGGUGGCUAUUGUGACAUGAUAGCCAACGCUCCUCACAACAAUUUUGAUAUUUCCUCUCUUUUGAACUCGUGGUUCAAAUUUUCUUCUCCAACUCUAUCUUCAUUCCCUAAACAACAUUAA